Messenger RNA from Rhinopithecus roxellana (golden snub-nosed monkey), 2997 nucleotides. RefSeq names its product spermatogenesis-associated protein 31D3-like. The record is from RefSeq and is a predicted model, not a curated record. NCBI's taxonomy places the organism in Eukaryota, Metazoa, Chordata, Mammalia, Primates, Cercopithecidae.
AUGGAGAAUAUCCUCUGUUUUCUAAACAGCUAUACUGACGCAGGGCUGAGCCCUGACUCACCUUGCUUGAUGGAUAUUGACCACAACUGCAUCUACUUGAGUGGGUUGGGGUUGUUUAUGCUGUACUUUUUCUAUGUGGUAUCGAUGCUGUGUUUGUCAACACGUGGGAAAAAUAAUGACAUCCAAAAGCAUCAAGGCAGAGCCAGGAGGAGAAGGAAAGGUGGGACAUUUAAAGACUGGAAAAGUUUCCAGAGGGAAGCAGAAGAGGAAAGGAAGCUGCUUUCUAUUCUGCAAAGCUUUGGACCUCCUGCUUCCUGCAGUCACCUGGACUAGCAUCAUGAUACCAUCCGCUUUCGUCGACUGUUAUGCCCAGACCCUGACUGUCAGGUGUGUAACAGAGCAACUGCUGAUAUCCAGCGACUGCUGUCUUGGGAGUCCCUGAAAGAUGCUGCUCCCUGUGUGUCCCCUUUGGCUUCUUCAGCUUCUGUGACUGAGUCAUCAUUCACUCUGUCUUCUGCCCCCUCAGCAAUUCCUCCAGAAGACCUAAUAUUGUCUCCUCGGCUUAAGCCCUCUCUACUGUCCCCCUUAAUUCUCUCACAUGACCCAAUCACCCCCUUAGCUGACUUAUUUUCACCCUCACCUCUGAGGCACCCUCUGCUACCACAGCCUGUUUCUUCCCUGGAUUCCAAGUUCCUCGUGGACCAUUCCCCACCCCAACAGCUUCCCUCUCCCCUUCUCCCAUCAUAUCACAUUCAGAGAGUGGAGCCCAAUCUCCAUCCUGAGGCCAGUUUGUCUCUGAACACCAUUUUUUCAUUUGACUUCACCCUCUCCCAAGAUAUGAACCCCUUGCCAAAUGCUUCCCAGGCCAUGAAUCCAACUGAUUCAUGUGCUUGUCAUCAUGAACCACCAACCCCAACUGCUUUACCACAGCAGGACUGCACUGUAACUCAGUCUAAAGCAAGUCCUACAAUAUUGAAGCCUUUUCCAGAGACGUUAUCUCUAGGUAGCUCUGGUGGGACAGUAUGCCCCAACAAUCAGAGCAUUGACCAUUCAUGCCCUGCAUCUUCAGAAUUCUACUGGUGGCAGCCUCAUGGCAAGGACUUGUUUCCCUCCACUAUUGCACCAUCUGAUUUCACGCAAGAGCUUCUUACCCUUCACUAUUCUGAUGCCACUAUAGGGGGGCACUCUGUGGCCAACCUCAUACAGCCUAUUAACCUAUCAUUUCUCAGCCAUGACAUUCUGGAACUCCUGAAGAGACAAGUCAAAAAAAGGGGUGAUUUCCUGAUGUGGAAAGAAAAUGAAAACAAAGCAGGAUCUUUUCCAAAAUCCUGUAGACCAAACUGUCAACUAAAUUCUUCACGGAAAAUGUUAGCCUCAAUUGCAGAUAAGCAUGACUUGGCAGCCUCACUUCGUUUUUGGGCCAGUAAAGACAAACUAGAACAGCUGCACAUCCACCAGCAGCCCCCAUAUUCUAAGUGCGUUGAGGACCAGUUAGAGCAAAAAUAUGUGCAGCUCUUCUGGGGUCUCCCACUUCUGCACAGUUAGUCUCUGCACCCUACCGUUCUUGUCCAACAUGGUCAUUACUCCAUGUUUGUAUUCUUCAAUGGCAUUACAAAUACAUCUAUAUCCCAAGAAUCUCCAGUACUUCCCCCUCCCCAACCUCUAUCCUUGCUUAGUACCCAACUUCUACCCUUGCCUCAAACCCUGCUCUGGGGUCAGUCCCCACAUCUCACUCAGAUCCAGUCCAGGGCUCAACAUCAAUUUCCACUCCCAGCCCUACUACCUAGUCCUCUAUUCCUGAUUAGGAUCUGUGGAGUGUGUUUUCAUAGAUCCCAGAAUGAGGCACAGUCUCUUAUGCCAUCUGAAAUUAGCCAUCUGGAGUGGAAUGUGUUGCAGAAAGUGCAGGAAAGUGUGUGGGGUUUACCUUCUUUGGUUCAAAAAUCUCAGGAAGACUUUUGUCCUCCAGCUCCCAGUCUUGCAUUGUUUAGGCAGCCCUUUAAGGCCCAUGUUCCCAUAUCCAUUAUUCCUGGAUAUUUUCCAUUCAGCUGUGAGCUAAGGAAGAAACCAGAGCACCAACUUCGAAAAAGACUCAUCCAGAGCAAUUGGGGCCUGCCUCGCAUAAUCCAUGAGUCUCUGUCAAUGCUGCAUCCUCAGAAAAAAAUUUCGGAGAUAUCUGAGUUAGAGAACAAUCAUGGACCCUUACAUAGCUCUUUGGUUGAGAGUCAGGGCUGCAAUAUUCUAAAGAAAUUCGGAUCAAGCAUCCCUAGAACCUUCCAUGAGGGGAGCUCAAAUAUGCUUUCCCUGGAUUAUCGGGGAUACAGCCAGGAAAAUGGCCCAAAAGAUCAUCUGUUGCAUGAUCCAGAGACAUCUUCAGAUGAGGAUCUGAGGUCUAACUCUGAGAGAGACCUGGACACUCAUAUGAUGCAUCUGUCAGGGAAUCAUUCAGGGGAGAGCCUAGGUCAGAAACAACUUGAAAAUGCCCUGACAGUACAUUUGAGCAAGAAAUUUGAGGAAAUCAAUGAGGGUCGAAUGCCUGGGACUGUGCAUAGUUCAUGGCAUUCAGUCAAGCAGACAAUGUCUCUUGCUGAGAAAUCCCACAGUCAAAUAAAACAUCGAAAUUUGGCAGCAUUGCUGGGUGAGGACCACCGCGUUGAUACUUCCCAGGAGAUUUUAUUCCUUAGUUCCAAUGACCAAAAGGUGUUGGAAGCCCAUAUUAAAUCUUUCCAUAUGAGGAUGCUGUGGGGCCUUCCCCGCAAAGUCCAUGAAUCUAUAGAAAUCUUUAACUUUGAAAGAGGAUCUUUCCAAUUCCUUUUCCCAUUUCGACCUUCCCUCCUCAGCCUCCUCCAUUUCUGGUGUAGAUUCCAAAAAUGGGGUCUUCAACCCCCCUUAGAAGAAGGUUUUCAAGGAGAAAAGUUGGGAACAACAAGCUCAGUUCCGGUCCUGGAUUGUCCUCACCCUGUCACCUCACCUGUCGGCAAAGAAAGCAGAGGACCCUGA